AUCUUCUUGGAGGAGGCCAAACGAUAUAUUGCAGAGAAGAUAGAAGAAGCAAACAAGAAAUUAGAAAUGGAAACCAUUGAUGAAAAUCGCCAGAGGAAGCUUAAAUUUAAGGACAAUUUGGUUGAUUUGGAAGUUCCACCAUUAGAUUUUCCAGACAACGAUGGAACUGAAAGUCUCACUGAAGACGAUGUAGUAGGUGGCAUAACACAAUUGCAUCUUAAUGAUACCCCAGCCAAAGAAGAGUUGAAUGCUGAAGAAAAUGAAAACAUUGAAGAAGGAGCAAAAGAUGGGAAAAUUUUGAUUGAGAAAGAUGGAAAGUUUGAACUGGUCAGUUUAAAGGACAUUGAGAACCAGUGUUCUCUACCACCUAUCGGUAACAUUAUGGUUAAGGAGCUGUCAAAAUCUCCAUCGCCAUCUAUGCAGUCAACUAGAUUUGGUGCAUUGCAAAAUGGAGACGAUUUAGAUCACAAGAAAAAAGUCGCUAAUGUAAAUAACUUUGUCCCUCAACCUCCUGGUGGGCCUAAAGCCCGACCUAGCUCUGCUAGUCAUUCAUUGAAAUCUCUACACAGAGUGAAGCCAUCGCGUAGAGCCCAGUCUGCAAUUUUAUCAACCAGAAACACAACAUUCAGCCUUUCCUCAGAGCAAAAGGAGCUACAGAAGAGGAUUCAAGAGAGGCAAGAGAGACUUAGGAGAGAGGAAGAAGACCGGAAAAAGGUGGCAGAAGAAAUGAAACGGAGAGAAAACGAAAUGGCAUUUAAAUUUUGGUUACAGAAGAAGAAUGAACAGCUAAUGCAAGAAAAAAGGAUCCUGCAUGCAAAGGAGCUGGAAAAAAGCAGCAUAUCUGAUAAAGAUAAAGAAGGGUCAGAUGAAGCUUUUGGUACUUGGCUGAGGAGGAAACAUAGAGACCAACUUAAAGAAAAGAAGAUGGAGGAACUAAGACAACAGGAGACUGCUGCUUUCCUGGAAGAAAGUAAAGACAGUGGGCCAAAUCCACAGACAUGCAUUUUCCGAAGAGCAACUUAUGCACAGUGGGUAAAGCAGAAGAGAAUACAAAAACGCGUUGAACAACAAGCUGCUAAAGAAAGAUCUAGAAGACUUUUGCUGGAAGCCCGAAGAAGCAAGCAGAUACAUAAUUUGUUGUACAAUAUUUCUGACUCCAGAUCGUCCCGCUACAUUGAUCCCUACAGCUAAAAUUACAUUCUGUUUCAGUAUUCAAAAACAAUAAAAAAAUA
Molecule: messenger RNA, 1232 nt
Organism: Rana temporaria (common frog)
Lineage: Eukaryota; Metazoa; Chordata; Amphibia; Anura; Ranidae
Product: coiled-coil domain-containing protein 181-like
Exons: 3
Molecular function (GO): microtubule binding
Source: RefSeq, a predicted model, not a curated record